UUUCCCUCGAACGAGUCAUGUUUCAUCUUUCUUUGUUUUCCAGCCAUCCUGCAACCAUCCUCUUCAUGUCACGUUGAUUAGAAGAAACAGAGCUCUGCACAAUGGCUUCUCUUUCUUCCCAACCUUCCAAGAAGGUCCGCAACAACUCUGGGAGCGGCCAAACCGUGAAAUUCGCGAGACGAACAUCUAGUGGACGCUACGUGAGUUUAUCGCGGGAUGAUAUUGAAUUAUCAGGCGAAUUCUCAGGAGACUAUUCCAACUACACGGUGCACAUACCUUCCACACCAGACAAUCAACCCAUGGCCACCAAAGCCGAAGAACAAUACGUCUCCAAUUCUCUUUUCACUGGGGGCUUCAACAGCAUCACACGUGCCCAUCUCAUGGAUAAGGUCAUUGAUUCUGAUGUCACUCAUCCUCAGAUGGCCGGUGCUAAAGGCUCUUCCUGCGCCAUGCCUGCCUGUGACGGCAAAGUUAUGAAAGACGAGAGGGGCAAGGACAUCAUGCCUUGUGAAUGCAGGUUCAAGAUCUGUAGGGACUGCUUUUUGGAUGCCCAGAAAGAGACAGGUCUAUGCCCCGGGUGCAAGGAACCUUACAAAGUCGGGGACUAUGACGACGAUGUGCCGGAUUUCUCCAAUGGGGCUCUGCCCUUGCCUGCUCCGGGGAAAGGUCACAACAACAACAUGUCCAUGAUGAAGAGGAACCAAAACGGAGAAUUCGAUCACAACCGAUGGCUGUUUGAGACGCAAGGUACAUAUGGGUACGGCAAUGCGUACUGGCCACAAGAUGAUAUGUACGGGGAUGACAUGGAUGAUGGGUUGAGAGGCGGCAUGGUAGACUCGGCGGACAAGCCCUGGAGGCCCCUCAGUCGGCGGAUCCCGAUUCCCGCAGCUAUCAUAAGUCCUUACAGACUGCUCAUAGCCGUGCGUCUCGUCGUCUUAUGUUUUUUUCUGGCUUGGAGGAUUCGUAACCCUAACGAGGAAGCCAUCUGGUUGUGGCUUAUGUCUGUCAUCUGUGAGGUGUGGUUCGGGUUCUCAUGGAUUCUCGAUCAGAUCCCUAAGCUCUGUCCCAUUAACCGUUCCACUGACCUCGAACUUCUCCAUGACAAAUUCGAGUUGCCCUCGCCGUCGAAUCCUACCGGUCGUUCUGAUCUCCCUGGCGUCGACCUCUUCGUGUCGACAGCGGAUCCUGAGAAAGAGCCGCCCCUCGUCACAGCCAACACCAUUCUAUCCAUACUAGCCGUUGAUUAUCCAGUGGAGAAGGUUGCUUGUUACGUCUCGGAUGACGGUGGGGCGCUUCUCACCUUCGAAGCCAUGGCAGAAGCUGCUAGCUUCGCGGAUCUCUGGGUACCUUUCUGUCGGAAACACAACAUCGAACCGCGAAACCCAGAAUCCUACUUCAGCCUGAAGAUAGACCCGACCAAGAACAAGUGCAGGUCGGAUUUCGUCAAGGAUAGGAGGAAGAUGAAGAGAGAGUACGAUGAGUUCAAGGUGCGCAUCAAUGGCUUACCGGAUUCCAUACGAAGACGAUCGGAUGCGUUCAACGCGAGGGAAGAGAUGAAGGCACUGAAACACAUGAGAGAGAGCGGAGCAGAUCCUACAGAGCCUGUUAAAGUCCCGAAAGCAACAUGGAUGGCCGACGGAACUCACUGGCCAGGCACUUGGGCCACGCCAAGUCGCGAGCAUUCGAAAAGCGAUCACGCGGGGAUUUUACAGGUGAUGUUAAAGCCACCGAGCAGCGAUCCCUUGAUGGGGACUGCCGAUGACAAGAUCAUUGAAUUCUCCGAUACAGACAUCAGACUCCCCAUGUUUGUAUAUAUGUCCCGUGAAAAACGCCCUGGCUAUGAACACAACAAGAAAGCUGGAGCUAUGAACGCUCUUGUCAGAGCUUCUGCUAUUCUCUCUAAUGGUCCCUUCAUUCUCAACCUCGACUGUGAUCAUUACAUUUUCAACUGCAAAGCCAUCAGGGAAGGCAUGUGUUUCAUGAUGGAUAGAGGCGGCGAAGACAUUUGCUACAUUCAAUUCCCUCAGAGAUUUGAAGGCAUCGAUCCUUCUGACAGAUAUGCUAACAACAACACUGUUUUCUUCGAUGGCAACAUGCGUGCCCUUGAUGGUGUCCAGGGGCCGGUGUACGUAGGAACAGGGUGUAUGUUCAGGCGGUUCGCUCUUUACGGAUUCGACCCUCCAAAUCCAGACAAACUACUAGAGAAGAAGGAAUCGGAAACAGAGGCAUUGACAACGAGCGACUUUGAUCCUGAUCUUGAUGUCACUCAACUGCCUAAGCGCUUUGGCAACUCCACACUGCUAGCAGAGUCCAUCCCUAUCGCAGAGUUCCAAGGCCGACCCUUGGCCGACCACCCGGCCGUCAAGUAUGGCCGCCCCCCAGGAGCCCUCAGGGUCCCGCGUGACCCUCUCGAUGCCACCACCGUUGCUGAAGCCGUCUCAGUCAUCUCUUGCUGGUACGAGGAUAAAACGGAGUGGGGAGAUAGAGUGGGGUGGAUUUACGGGUCUGUGACAGAGGACGUGGUGACCGGGUACCGCAUGCACAAUCGAGGCUGGCGUUCCAUCUACUGCAUCACAAAACGAGACUCAUUCCGUGGGUCGGCCCCUAUCAACCUCACGGACCGCCUUCACCAGGUGCUCAGGUGGGCCACGGGAUCUGUUGAAAUCUUCUUCUCCAGAAACAAUGCCCUUCUCGCUUCCAAACGCCUCAAAUUCCUUCAACGCCUCGCCUACCUCAACGUUGGCAUCUAUCCCUUCACCUCCAUGUUUCUUAUACUCUAUUGCUUCCUCCCGGCGCUCUCACUUCUCUCGGGACAAUUCAUAGUGAGGACGCUGAGUAUCUCAUUCUUGGUAUACCUUCUCAUCAUCACCAUAUGUCUCAUCGGGCUGGCCAUCCUAGAGGUGAAGUGGUCAGGCAUUGGCCUCGAAGAGUGGUGGAGAAACGAGCAAUGGUGGCUCAUCUCAGGGACAAGUUCUCACCUUUACGCCGUGGUCCAGGGAAUUCUCAAGGUGAUUGCGGGGAUCGAGAUCUCAUUCACAUUGACAUCAAAAUCUACGGGAGACGAGAACGAUGACAUCUACGCGGAUCUCUACAUCGUCAAGUGGACAUCGCUGAUGAUACCACCCAUCGUGAUAGCCAUGGUUAACAUAAUAGCGAUUGUGGUGGCAUUCAUCAGGACGAUAUACCAAACGAUCCCACAGUGGAGCAAGUUCAUUGGAGGAGCGUUUUUCAGCUUCUGGGUUUUGGCACAUUUGUAUCCCUUCGCUAAAGGGUUGAUGGGAAAGAGACGGAAGACUCCUACCAUAGUGUUUGUAUGGGCAGGCCUCAUCGCCAUCACCAUUUCUCUGCUUUGGACUGCUAUCAAUCCAGCCACGGCCCCUGCCGCUGCGGCCGACGGUGUUGGUGGUGGCGGCGGCGGCGGCUUUCAGUUCCCUUAAGGUCUACGGUGGCUCUUUUUGCUUUCUUGGAUGAUUUUUUCUUUCUUUUGAGUGUGUUUUGUGCGUGUGUAAACUUUAAUAGCAACAAUAUACCUCUUUUUAGCAUUCUU
This is a messenger RNA of Tarenaya hassleriana, 3547 nucleotides long. RefSeq names its product cellulose synthase-like protein D4. The coding region runs from base 102 to 3437 and encodes 1111 amino acids. The record is from RefSeq and is a predicted model, not a curated record. Lineage: Eukaryota; Viridiplantae; Streptophyta; Magnoliopsida; Brassicales; Cleomaceae. Gene Ontology annotation, biological process: plant-type primary cell wall biogenesis; cellulose biosynthetic process. Gene Ontology annotation, cellular component: plasma membrane; trans-Golgi network. Gene Ontology annotation, molecular function: cellulose synthase (UDP-forming) activity; mannan synthase activity. The transcript has 4 exons.